Cinara cedri is the source of this 194-nucleotide messenger RNA. NCBI's taxonomy places the organism in Eukaryota, Metazoa, Arthropoda, Insecta, Hemiptera, Aphididae. The record is from the annotation of a GenBank genome assembly.
GAGACCAAUUCGAAAUACCACUGGGUACGAAUUUCUGUAUUGUCAACUCCAAAUAUUUAUUUUAGUGGCCAGGAGACAGGAAACCCAACCGAUGCUCCUGUAGUUGCUGUCGAAUUAUCGUCAGGGGUUCGACUAGCUAAUCUUAACCCUUUAAGACUAGGCAACCUUUCAUGUUCAUUCGGCCUGCGUGUUUA